UCCCCUACUCAGGGUCACGUGACCGCGUGGGCCCACAGUCACUGGUCGAUCUGUGCGCGGCUGGCUGCUUGUGUUUUCCCCGAUCAGCGCGGGGCUCCUUUCCGUGUCCUCACCGGGCGAAGCGUCGUCUCCUGUCCCCAGCUAUGGAGCUUUCAGCGGCGGGGGACCGCGUGUUUGCCGCCGAGGCCAUCCUGAAGCGGCGCGUCCGUAAGGGUCGUAUGGAGUAUUUGGUAAAAUGGAAAGGCUGGGCUAUAAAGUACAGCACUUGGGAGCCAGAGGAGAACAUCCUCGAUGACCGACUCGUAGCUGCUUUCGAACAAAAAGAAAGAGAACAAGAACUUUAUGGACCAAAAAAGAGAGGACCCAAGCCUAAAACACUCCUUUUAAAGUCACGAGCACAGGCUGAGAGCUCACCUAGAGUUCUUGAAUUCAAGCCUAGUCGGCCUCAGCCAUCCUCCAAGCCACCUCCUCCACCCACACCCGCAUCCGCACCCUCGUACCAUCCCAGUGGCUCUUCAAAUGCUAAGCUGCAGUCUGGAGCUGCCCAACCCAAACUGAAGAAAGACAUCCACCGGUGUCAUCGGAUGGCACGACGUCCUUUACCUCGCCCUGACCCUUUAGCUCCACCAGUCGGUUCUUCUGGUCCCUUCUCUUCCCGUCCGACGGUCAGCCCUUUCUGUGAGACCGUCCGCAUCCUUAACCGAAAAGUCAAACCCCGUGAAGUCAAAAAGGGACGGGUGAUCUUAAAUCUAAAAGUAAUGGACAAGACUGGACCAGCUAACAAUAAAAGGACUCCAAAUUCUAGCCAUCAGUCUCAUGUUGGGCGCCAGAAAGUUCCCUCCCGGAACAGAGUAAUCGGGAAGAGCAGGAGGUUUGGGGAAGUAUCUUUUAGAUGCCUGCAGCCACCCAUGAGCAGUGCUGGAUUUUCGGUUUUUAGAAAGCCAAUUGAGGCUUAUUCAAUGGACCCUUCUGAGGAAAAGCCAAAGGCUGAACAAAGUGGUCACAAAACAGGUACAAAUCCAUUGGCAUCUUCCUCUCAAAGCUCAAAAUUUAAGAAUACAAUACCUGUGUCUGAAGCACAUGCCGAGCCACCUCGAUCUGCUUCAAGCUCCGAGGUCUCGGACAGUGAACCUCACCCCCCACCUCCAACACAGUUUCACACUAAUCAGUUACCACAAUCAGGUGAAGCCAAUUCUCAAAUUUCCCAUGCUGCCAAAUCCUCUCCUCAGCUAACAGACUCGAAAGCCAAAUUGUCUCAGUCAGCCAUGCCUUCCUCUCCCAUGUUCUCUUCGUCCUCCUCUUCCUCAUCAUUAUCGUCCUCCUCUGAAGACAACGAGCGCAUCCUGGAUCUCUCUGUGCCUCAUGGAACCGACAGGCGAGCCAGACAGCGCCAGCACUUUCGUGGCCGCCGACAGCCCAAAGUUCCUGAUAUUCCCAUAUCUGAAGAGGCCUCAGAGGAGGAACAGGACCUGGAUUGGCAUCCGGAAAUGGCCGCACAGUGUGCCAACGUUGUCAUUACAGACGUUACAACCAACCUCCUUACUGUCACUAUUAAAGAGUUUUGCCAUCCACCUGGACUACCGGCAGUGGCCUCAUCUCCCUGCUGUGCCAAUCAUUUAUCUUCUUCAAAAAAGACAAACCCUUAUAGUACUUAUUUGCGAUACAGUCUACAGCCGAACAUCAAGCAACUAUUUGAUUAUUUAGUGCUGUGGGGCGUUUUAUCUCUUCCUUUCUUGACCCGUUUCUCAUAUUCACCGCCUGAACAAACCGCCACCCUGAAGUUCAUUGUGGUGAUCCUGGCCGCCGGGAUGGUGGCGUUUGUCGGAGCCGUGAUCUGCAUCAUCGCCGCGGUGCACGGCGGCUCUCCUUCGCCCGCAGCCGCAGCCUCGACCGCCGCACAGCCCCUCGCCGAUAACCAGUCCCUGGCUGCGGGUUCGGGUGUCCUCACCUUCCCGUCAGGCUCCGUGGCCCGGGCAGGACCGGUGGAUGCGCUCCAUGGGAGCAGCCCUGACUCUCCAACCUUCUACGGGAUCACCGGGAGAACGGGAGGCGACAACGGCGAGCAGCAGGUGGUGAGAGUCAGCAAGCUGAUCUGUACUCCGGUUCCGGCUGGAGAGUGCAGACCGAAAGGCUUCCAGGCGGACGAGCAGACUGUACACGCGGGGGAUCAGUGGGGGGAUCUCCGCGCUACGGCGGAAGAGCUCAGGCGCACCGUGGAGCAGCAGGAGGAGGAGAUCCGCGCCGAGCAGCGCACCAUCCGCGAUCUGACCGGGAAACUCUCCGUCUGUGAAGGCGGCACGCGCAGGGGCGAGGGCUUGUGGGCUGGGAGGAGGGACACCCGAGACGGGCUCAUGAUGCAGGACGACGCGGGACCGCCUGCACUCACUGUCCGCGAACUGGAGAGAGCCAUCAUGCACAUGAAGGAGCGCAUCGAGAAACUGGAGGCAGAAAUGGCUCCACUAGCUCACAACCACACAGAGUCAGGGCAAAAGGGUCAGAAGGGCAAAGGCAGUGUCUCGAGCGGAAUCGCACACCAUGGAGUCUCAGCACAGCGGCGAGUGGAGGAUCUGGAACGAGAGCUGAAGCGUAAGAUGCAAGUCCUGGAAGAGGAGAGGAAAACACUUCGAAAGGAAGCCAAGAAACAUCAACAGCACAUUGACCACGGACUGGACGCUGUCCACCAACGCAUCAGCAGUCUUGAGCAAGGUCUGUCUGAGAACAGGUUUCCAGAGGGUUACAGACUCUCAUUUCCUCUGCGGAGCAGCUCAAUGUAUGCUGUGGUGAAGCGAGCAAUCCCUAUGCUGCAUGCCCUCACUGUCUGCAUGUGGCUCAGGCCUGCGCAGAGCAUCCUGGGAACUGCAGUUUCUUAUGCUGUUUCAGAAGACCCUCAUGAGCUGGUGCUGCAGCAGUUAGUCCAUGGACCUGUCGAGCUUAUCAUCAAAAAUGAGGUGGCACAGUUCUAUCUGAACCUCACCAUGGGUUCUUGGCAGCAUGUGUGUGUCACUUGGAACAGGAGAGGAGGAGUGUGGCACGCCUACGUGGGAGGCAAGCUGAAAGUUGAGGGGAAGGACCUGGCAAGCCGCCACUACAUCCGUCCCGGAGGAACGCUUGUCCUGGGCCAGGAACAGGGUUCAAUGGGCGGACUUCGUUUCGAGGCAACACGGGCUCUUUUAGGUGAUCUCUCUCAGUUUAACAUGUGGGACCGGCCGCUCACUCGUGCAGAGCUUUCCGCAAUAGCCCACUGCAGCACGGGAAUGCUGGGUAAUGUAGUCCCUUGGACCAGCCGCGAGGUGGAAGUGUUCGGAGGGGUCACCAAGCAGCCGGCCGAGCACUGCUCUCAUCACGCUAGCGUGCAGCAGUGAGGUGGACACGUCAGGAGAGGAUGGGGUGGUGGGUGUCUGAGACAAAGUGGUCAGAUGAAAGGGGACUGGAAACGCUUGUCUGGUUGAAGCAAUUACUUAAUGGUAUAGUUAUUGUUUAUUUUUUAUCAGGAAUAUUUUUUUUUUGUUGAUAUUUUGUAAAAGAGAAAGGAUUAACAAAGUAGGAACUUGUAAGACAAAUACGUUAAUUUCUUUUUUAUUUGGAAAUAAUAGGAAUAUUCACGUUCAGGCAUCACAUCAGUUUGAUUAUUUCUUUGCACUUUAACUUUUUGUUAUUCUUCAUGUUGAAGAUACAGAUGUUACAUAGUGAACAUCCUAAACUCCUUUGGACACAAUCUAUAAACUGACUGCAAUGCCUACAGAGGGGAAAAAUCUGAAAGUAUUUAAAAUUAAAUGCAAAAAUGCAAUUUAAUGUUUACAAAUUGUGAUAUUAUUAGUUUCCAGUUUAUUUUCCCUAAAUUUAGUCAUUUAUUUAAAAAAAAAAAAAAAAAACAGGAUGCUUUGUUUUUCUCACCACACGUCUUUCAUGCCCUGAUGUAAUCACUGAUGACGGGCCUCUCCUAACACAAUGUAUACAUGCCAGUAAAAGCCAUUCAAAGGAAAUGUGGUCAUUUUAGCAGCUCAACUGGGUGAUUAUUGGACUCAAAAAAGUCAUACCCUGGUUCUGAUCACGACUUUAUAAGGAACAUUGUGUUUCUGUCCUUUCAUAAUAACAAGGUCUGGUUUUCAGUACAGGAUAGAUGAGCACGUUUGUGAACAGCACAAAGUUGUGUGCCGUGAAUAAGCUAGCAUGGACAUGAAUAAGACUUACUCACUGGAUGAGUUGACGUUAUAGUCUUUUAUUCAUGUCUAAGGCCAACAGUUUUUCUUUUGUAAAAUAAGCUACUAUACUUUAAGAACUAUACAUUUGUUUAAAAUUAUUAAAAUAUAAUA
Molecule: messenger RNA, 4313 nt
Organism: Clarias gariepinus (North African catfish)
Lineage: Eukaryota; Metazoa; Chordata; Actinopteri; Siluriformes; Clariidae
Gene: cbx6b
Product: chromobox homolog 6b
Exons: 11
Coding region: 144-3362 (1072 amino acids)
Source: RefSeq, a predicted model, not a curated record